GGCUUUGUGCUGUCUGCAUGGACACCACAUGCUGGCUGGAACUUCCUUUUGGUGACAAAACUGGUGAAGUGAAAUAGUCCAUGCUUGCUGUUUUUGAGAACACUUCUUUAGUGUUGGGGGACAGUGAAGUGGUUUGGAUUGGAACACCAUAGGUGGAAGUGAAGGUAGUAAUUAGAAAAGGUGGGGUUUUUGUGGUUUAAGGAUCUUCAGCUGAGCACUAUAAAUAAAUCCUAACAUGCUCACUGGACAGAGAAAUGGUCUUUCUUCAUUUUUUGUUGGUUUUACCUGGUGUUCUUUUGGUAAGAAGUAGGAAUUAGUGGGUUUCUUUUUUUUUCCCUUAAUGUAUUUGAACUGUGGAUUAGAGCUGAGUUAAUUGCAAAUGCAGAUCAAUACAGCAUUAAUGCUCUGGUACUUGGUUGUGUUUACUUGCUUAAAAAUAGUGUAGUGGUAGUUCAAACAUCAAAAAGAGUAACAACUGAUCUAGUCUUAAAGAGCAGCAGCCUAUAAACUCUGCGCUGUGUGGAGGCACGUACCUCUAUGGUUUCAGGGCUGCAAAGUGUAUGUGAAGGUUUUUCUUCACCAUUAUUUUUCAAACUUCCUGCUUGGUAACAGGACACGUAUAAUCUAGACAAAUAAUUUAAUUGAAAAUAAUUGCUCUGGAUAAUUUGGUCUGCUUUGAAAAUCAAAGUUUAAAACCAGUAGUAACAUUGAAGUACAAGCCUGGAAUAGUAUUCAUGCUCAGAAGAGAAAAAAACCAACUUCUCUCCAUUUUCCCCAUCUUCCUUUUCAUCUCCCCAAAAGAGGUAGACUCUCAGUUGAUACGCUUCGAAAUAUCUGAUGUGUGCAGUCAGAUAUGAGCUUAUAACUGAUAUGAACUGAUGUUUUUUCUGUAUGUUGGUAGCAGUUGGGUUGCAGGUGGUGAUUUUAAGCCUUGCACAGCAUUACUGUAUCUGUGUCAGGAAGAGAAUAUGCUGCUUGAAGUUUAACAUCCUCUGCCAUCUCAUUUCUAGAACUGUCACGUAUGUUGGAUUUUAUCAUUAGUAAGACAUUAAAUUAGUUAUUGAAGAAAUGAGAUGUUGGACCCUCAUACUGUGGGCAAGUGUGCAUGAAGCUUUAUUAGGAAUUAAAUUCCAAUCUGUGUAGGACAGAACCUAUCUCUGUCUCUUUGGUGUUUGUGACAGUGAAUAAGCACACAGCUAAUAAUUCUCAGGUUUCAUUGCUAAGAGUAGGAGAAUCCCAGGAGCAGCUGAUGCUGAUGCUACCUGUGCAGCUUGCCUGGAGGGAUGCGUGAGAAGGGACUUGGCAUCUUUGUUCUGAGAAGGACCAAGCUUCACGGCUUCCUGAAUGAUUUCAGAGUCUGUCAGUUACUGUGCAAGGAGUCCGUGUGGUACACUCACAGGACCGUGGUUAGUCAACAGAUCGUGUCCUCAUUAAGAUUCUUCUUCAAGUUGGUUUAUUUUUCUUUGUGUUGAUGUAUUUCAUUGUUACCAGCAAUACAGGGCACCUGUGCCUGUAGUUGCUUGUUGCAAACCUGUUGGCUUCCUCAGAUUUGUGGUGGGGGGGGAAAAAUACACACACACACACAUAUAUAUACAUGCGCACACACACACAUAUAUAUACACACACAUAUGUAUGAGGUGUUUGAUGGAAAAUGGUAUAAACGUCUCAAAUCAAGAAGCACAUUCCCAAAUCUGCUUUUAUGUCCUAAUGUUAAUUAGGAAUAUCUAAGAAGAGUCAUGUAACACUGUUUUCCUGAAUGAGUGAGUGCUAAGUGGCAAGGACUAAACAACCACCUCUCUGCUACCAAAUCUCCAGGAUUUUGGGUUUUCAGCAGUCUAAAUUGAAAUACCAGUCCUUGCUUUGUAGACUGUAAGGUUCUAAUUGGAAAGUGUCAUACUCAGAGUACUUAAGGUAACAAAAAUAAUUUGUAACUCAACAGAUGACUAAGGAAUCAAAACACAGUAACAAGCUGCCUGUGUAAGGACAAGUAAGGAAAAGUUUUGUGCCUAUAUUUUCCCCAUAUUCCAUUAUAAACUAGUAAAGUAAUAAAUUUAUUUCAGGUAUGGUUAGUUCCAUGCCUGUAUGAAUGUGCUCAUACAUUGGUUCCCAGUGAUCUUGAAAAACAGAUUUCAUGGUGUAACCCUUUUCAUAGCCCAUGGGAGAAGGGUAGGAUCCUAGAAUGGUUUGAGUUGGAUGGAACCUUAAAGAUCCUCUAGUUCCAACCCUCUUCUAUAGGCAGGGGAUCAGGAUAAGGAGGAGGGUAAGUCAAACUUCCAUUUUACAGGAACUUGCAAUAAGGUUUCUGCCACAGAGGGAAAAGUGUUUACAAACUCUCCAGCAGAUUUCCUGUCUGGCAUAAUGCUAAUGAAUGAGCACAGAGUUGUAUUUCACUCUCCAGCCUGUUGCUGAGUGCCCUGUGACAGAUGCUGAAUGCAGCCUCAUGGAGCUUUUGUGAGUCCUGUGUGCUUGGGGAGGGCUUGGAGCUUUCCAGCCUCUGCAUGGACUCCAGUCCGUCUCCUGGGGUUGAUGGAAUAUUCAGUAUGACACCAUUUAAGUUUUUACAUGCCUAAUCCCUCAUGUGCGAGUAGUUUUCUGCUUUCUAAAGAAAACUCAGGUCCUUUAGGUACUGAAAUUCAGUAUUUUUUUAACCCAACUAGGAAUAUUUCCUUAAAUAUAAAGUUUCUUGGGUUUGCUUUUAAGGAGAAUUAUCUAUGCAAUCUCUGUUAAAUCCGUAGAAUGUAAAUCUCUGCACAUUAAAUAUACUGUGAUUAUAUUUAUGAUUAAGGUUAAUCUGUGUUUUGUAAAACAUUACCUAUUGGGUUGUGACAUGAGCUAACAUCUACUUCUCACAGGGAGGACUACUUGUUAGUGCUGGAACUUGUUCUGUAGAAAUACCUGAUUUGACACAAACCCAAGAUUUAUACGCAGAUACUUUAAAUGAUAUUUUAAGUGAUUGUUACUAUCCUUGAAGCUCUUCUUUUCUCUUACGCCUCUUAAAUAAGUAAAAGACUUCUAGUUCUUGAUUUAACUGGGUAUCUUCAGGAUAGUUGACUUUGAAAUUAUUGUGGGUAUCUUAAAUUUCUUCCCUCCCUGCCUUCCCUCAAAUGAGCUAAGAAUGGAUCAUCUGUUUGGUUUCUUUGGUGAAGGUGUUACCAUUUAGAUUCCUUUGUUACAUUUUUGUGGUUUAUAGAACAGUGUUAUUUCGCAAGAGCACUGGUUGUCUGUAGAAUUAACUAUUUGUAGUUGUUUGGUGGUGGUGGUUUUUUUCCUUCUUUUUUCCUUCCAGGUAAACGCAGUGAACACAUGCUGGCAGUGUUCUUUCUUUUCCCUCAGAGUGAGCAGGUUUCUGUUUCUGUCUCUAUCUUCCAAGUACCCCAGUGUGUGACUUUGCUCUUGCAGCCCCUGUGCAGGGGAUGCCAGCACUGCUCUGGGGGCUGGUGAGCAGGCUGGGCUCCCCUCCAGGUCCAGAGUGCACCCAAACUGUGUUGAGGCUUGGCACUGCUGGCAUUGGGGAUUUUCCCUUCUACAGAGCAGCGGGCCAGCCAGAUCACAAGGGCAAUUGUGUAUUUGGCAAAACACUUGGAGUGUUUUUUCAGGGCACACCAUGGCCCUGCUGCCUGUGAAGGGCUGGAGGAUGUGGCUGUGUCGCUGUGGGUCACAUGUGAGGCCAUGGCCACCAUGGCAGCCUGAGAAUGUGUGGCUGUCAGUCUGCCUGGGGCAGUCUGAGCAUCCCAUAAUUACAUCAGAUCUCUUCAUCCUUGGGCAUUUCUGGCCUUCUCGGUUUUUGUCACUUACUAAUUCUGCAUCUUGCACAUCACCCCCACGGUAACGUCCUGACUGUGGGGGAGAAAGUGAGGUUGGACACAUUUGGCAAAAGCUCUUGCUCAGAAUGAAUGGAUUAGGAAGAAAUGUGCCGUUGGUGUUAAUUAUGCCAGCUCUUGCUGCAGAUCUGAUUUGUUAGCGUGAUUGCAUGUCUUGGUGGUGAUAAGCAUCCAGCCAGGAGCUGGGGUCAUUGCAGCAGGGCAGCAUCACAAUGGAGACGAGUGAGUCAUUUCUAUUCUUAGUCUGCUUCUCAACCCAAUCAAUAAUGCAGCCGUGUUUUAUGAUUACAGAAGAAGAAAGUAAUAAUACAACCAUGUUUCUUACUUACAAAAGAAAAAGUAAUUAUGAUCAUCUCUAUUAAACUAUAUCCCAAAUUUCUGUGCACAUGCAGUAGGAACUUGCAAAAGUGCAGCCAGAAUAACAGCAAGUUGGUUGGGACCUUAAUGCUUUAAAAAAAUGCAUUAUUUAAUGCUAAUGCUUUAAAAAAAUUAAUUAUAGUUCUGGUGCUUUAUAAAAAUUAAAUUGCUAUUUUGAUCUUGGAUCAGGUAAUAGGAAAAUAAACAGUUCAGUUGUUUAUCUUCACACUUAAAAACUGAAACCUGAGAUAGUAAGUUUUGCAUUUAUAUUUCUUGCAGUGUUCAAUUCCAAACAGGAUUUAACAAUUCAGUACAAAUUUCCAUGUGACUCAAGCCUGUAAACUCAAAUCUUUUUUUCAUUUCAGUAAAAUUUUUCUAAUUCAUGUUUAUGGUCAGUAAUUUGAGGCUGUGGACUCCCCAUCCCUGAAAGUGCUCAAGGCCAGGUUGGAUGGGGCUUGGAGCAGCCUGGUCUAGUGGAAGGUGUCCCUGCCUUGGGGAGUUGGAAAAAGAUGGUCCUUAAAAUUCCUUCUAACCCAUAACAUUCUGUGAUUCUAUGCAUUUAUUACCCACAUACAUUUUUUACAAGUCUCUGUGAUAUUUUUUUCAAAUAAAGAAUAUUUGUAACUUUAAAAAUAGUGCAUGUAUGAUCCAAUGCCUAUUUCUGUGGAGUUAGGACAACAUACUGAAUUUUUUCAGCUGUUAAGUUUAUUGUAGAGCAGAAUAAAGAAAUUAGUACCAAACUUUAGUAGUAAUCCACUUCCUCAGAGAUGCAGUUUUUUUAAUAUACUGUAAGAGGAUGAUGAGGUUUAAAAGAUUUAUUAUAAUACUGCAUUUUAUGGACAGUAUCUUAAUAUUUGCAUUAAGUAAAAUUUGUCCUGGAGCCUUGUAGAAGCGUUUAUCUUCAGAGAAGUCUGUCACUGCAGAUUGCUUGAGUGGCAAGUUUCUUGUUCUUUGAUCAUUACUUAAUGUAAUCCUGUCAGAGGCUGGAGGUAGAGUGGGGGAUCUCAUAAUUGGAGGGAAUUAAGUCGCAUUUCAAUAUACUGGAUCAAACCCAUUAGGUGCUUUACUAUCACCAAUCCUUUUCUUUUUAAAUGCUAUAAAACACUGUGGGUCUUUUAUAAUCUACUUUAGACUACCAGGUAAAUUUGCUGAUAUGGUACCUUUUAUUGAUACAAACCAAGUAAGACUGACUUAGAGCAUGUCUCCAGCUGCCUGUUGUUAAACCUGGACAGUUUCACUGGCUUCUGUCUGUUUGGAAUAUCAGUUAAUUGUGAUGAGGCUGUGGCUGAUCUUGUGAGUGGCUGAAAUGAGCUGGAGGAAGGGUCUCUUUGCAGCUCAUUGCUUUUUAUUGUGUUUGUGUCCAUACUUCCUCUUUUUGACACUUUUAAAAGAUACCUGACAGAAUUCUAAUUUUAUUAACUAGUGGGAAGCUGAGAGAGUUGGGGUUAUUCAGCCUGGAGAAGAGAAGGCUCUGGGGAGACCAUAGAGCACCUUCCACUGCCUGAAGGGGCUCCAGGAGAGCUGGAGAGGAACUUUGGACAAGGGAGGAUGGCUUCAGGCUGACAGAAAGAGUUAGUUUAGAUGGUAAUAGGAAGAAGUUCUUUACUGUGAGGUUGGUGAGGCCCUGGCACAGGUUGCCCAUAGAAGUUGUGUCUGCCGCAUCCGUAGAAGUGUUCAAGGCCUUUUUUGAUGGGGCUUGAAGCAACCUGGGAUAAUGGAAGGUGUCCCUGCCCAUGGCAGGGGCUUGAGACUGGUUAUUUUCUAAGGUCCCUUCCAACCCAAACCAUUCUGUAAUUCUGUGAAUCAAGACACAAUUCUGGACUUGCUGAAAUCUGUGGGUCUUGCAGUGCACUUAAAGGAUACAGAAAUUAGUGUUGUCGUUAUCUCUCUAGAGAUGUUGUGUGAUACAAAGAGAUAAUGCAGGUUGCUUCUUCCUGAUGCUGUUUUUUUUUUUUCUGAUCUCCAUCUUUAAUUUUGCAUGGCCCAGGUGGGAUCCCAGCUCUCAGGUGCUCAGGAGCAGGCAUGUGCUCAGGUUCCAGAGCAUGUGCCAGAGCCUCUGUUAGCCAGGCACCCUGUGCUGGACAGGACCCUGGAAAAGUCUACGUAUGCUGUUCCUGUUUGCAGCUCUUCUAAACUGCAAUUUUCCGUGUUUCUUACUUCUGUGAUCAAAAGAAGCAUCUGCAGCAUGUUCACUUCCUGUGUGGGCCUCUCUGGGUUUGGUUUGUUGUGGGCUGCACACAAAGGACACGUGGGUGUGGAUCCGGCACUGUCUGGUGGAGGAGAUGUACGUGGAUGAAGCCCCCGCUUUCUGCAAAGGAAAAUUACUGUUAGGCUGGGCUUUGGGUGGAGGAGGAGGAGGCUGUGACUCAGGUAGUGGUUAAGCGGCUCCCUUAACGAAUGGUGUAGAGGUUUCUGCUUCCCAGGCCUUCUGGGGAAGGGUCUGCAGCGUGAGUCUUGAUGAGGAGUGGCCGAGGGAGCUGGCAGGGAUCAGCCUGGAGCAAAGGACCUUAUCAUCCUCUACAGAAAGAGGGUAAUAGGAAGAAAGGACCUUAUUACCCUCUACAGCUAACUCCCUGACAGGAGGCUGAAAUCACAUGAGGGUUGAUCUGUUCUCCCAGGUAACAAGUGAUGGGAUGAGCAGAAACAGCAUCAGGUUGAGACGGGGAAUGUUUGGGUUGCAUAUUAGGAAAAAUUUCUUCAUAGAAAGGGUUGUAAAGCAUUGAAACAGGCUGCCCAGGGCGGUGGUGGGAUCACCAUCUCUGGAAGUGUUAAAAAAAAUCUGUGAGUAUGGCAGUGAGGGUAUGGUUUAGUGGUGAACGUGCUGGUGGUGCUGGAUUGAUGGUUGAACUUCCUGAUCUUGGAGGUCUUCUCCAGCCUUAAUGAUACUGUGAUUGUAUGAUUUUACUGCUUCACUGGUGGAGCUGGAAGCAGCCUCUGGCAGGGUCCCACUGGCAUGCAGCAUGGGAACCUGUGCUCAGCAUCUUGAACUAGCCCUGGUCUGCUGAGGUGUCCUCAGGCACUUCCCCCUGCUUUUGUAAGCAAGGGGAAAAUUGCCAAAUGCGUGUUCUCUCAUACUUCAUUUUACAUAUUGAUUUUGUCUGCUCAUUUUGUCAGCAGUGUUACUUUCAAGGGCUCCUUGAAAGUCUGCCGCUGGUUAUGGUGGUCAUUAGCAAAACACCAAUCCUCAAAGUGUGCUGUGCAUUAAAAAUCUUCCUAGGAAUUUCCAUAGACCACUGGUGUUUCCCAAUCCAAUUAAUGAGCACUUGCAGUUUCAAGUGAGUAAUGACUUGAAUAGGCUGUGGAGAAAGUACGAAAAUACUUAAUAUAAAUACUGCCCUUUGGUUAAAAUCUGUGUUUUUCAGAUUAUUAUUUUUUUUUGAACUAACAACGUAAUGCAACAUGUCAACCCCAAUUUGUCCAUAAUGAAAGUGGUUGUUUUUCAGACCUUAUAUUCAGGAGUCUCCAUAAAGAUUUUAUGGACUGGACAAGCCAGUUAUAUGUAAACUGAUUUACAGGAAUCACCUCAGUUUGGAGGUGACAUGUGCAGCUGUGUAACAGCAGUUAAAAGUGAUGCACAAAUGAAACUACAUCAGACUGAAACUUGGGAGGGUUUAUUUUAAGCAAGCACCUGUACUUACUGAAAUCUGGCUGCUGGCAGUAGUAUACAGCCCUUUUCAUAGCCCUGGAGAGAGCCUGUGGUGGGGGGUGAUGCCACAGCGUUGGGAUGUGGCAGCUUUCUGCUGCUGGGGAGAGCUACACUCUGAGCUUGGUAAUAGAGCCCAUCUUCUUGGCUCUUCAGGGCCAGGUUGAACAAGGCUUGGGGAGCAGCCUGGUCUAGGUGAAAGGGUCCGUGCCCACGGCAAAAGGGUUGGAACAAGAUGAGCUCUAAUGUCCCUCGCAACCUGUUCUAUGAUUCUUGCCUCAACCACCUGUUUUUGAAACUUUCUCCAUCUCGAGUAAUUUUAGCAGUCAGCUGCACAUCUGCUCCCUCCCCUGUGAUGGGUUGAUGAUGGGCCCCCUGAACCCACAGCAGAUUUGUGUUGCCCUUUCCUUGCUCAGCGGAGCAGCAAAACUGUACUUGUUUGUGAUUAUUCAAGAAAAACUUGUGGAUAUUUUUACACUAAUUUCCUACUUGCAGUCUAAACACAUCAGUCUUUUUACCUGGUGAGCACUUUGACCAGGAAGCCUGGACCUGUUUGGAAGCAGAUCCAGAGCACAGUCUGUUCUUUGUGGGGAAACCAGCCUGCUCUGUUGACUGGGAUGAAUCUGAAAAGUGCUGAAACCUUGACCUCAGCAGGUGCUGAGAGUAUUGUGGGAGCGAUGUGCUUUUGAGGCAGAAAAACCUUUCAAAACUUGUAAAUAUUUUGCAAAUUGAUACCACAAGAGGUAAAAAUUCACUCACUGAAAAAUUCAGUCACAGUGCUGGUUUGAAAGCAAACCAGUUGGAGAUCCCAAGUCAGAACUACAAUUAAAUAGGUAAAUUAAAUUAAAAUAAAAUGCAGUACUACAAAAACAUUGACAGUCAGAAUACAGCCUGACACCCUAUGGAUCAGGGUGUUGGCAGCAGCCCCAUUAAAUGGUGGGUGCAGCCCUCCUGCUGUGACAGGUGUGAUUCUUUUGGAACAGUGAUUCUGGAAAAGGGUGGAGUUUUCCUCUGAAGGUCCACUGGUGAAGUUGAUGGGCCUGGUCUUCCUCUGGGAAUCCAGUGGGAAAAGGCUGCCUGUGGUGUUCCAAACCUCAGAUUCUAUCCAGGUAGGAAUGCUUGGCUCCCGCCUGGGCAGAGCAUCUCCCAAUGGGAUGAUGUAAUUUUAUCAGUCAUGCAGGGACACUCAGUGGCCCAUUCACACAAGAUAUCCCCCUGGAACAAGGAUGGGUCAUGGAAGAGAUAAAGAAUUCUGCCCCACCUGGUUUCCACAGAUGGUAAUAGAAUACAUACUUUUGGUUACAUCUUGCAUUGCAACCUAAGACAGCUCUCCACACAAUAACCAGUUAUUUGUUUCUUUCUCCUUUUACCACAUAGGCAGAUUUACGCCAUUGUAGAAAUUAACUCAGUUGCUUGGAAAAUGCCUGAGAAAAUAUUUUAUGUAGCAUGUUCAGGGAGUUAAUCUGUUUUGAUGGACCCUAAGGGUUUGGGUGGCAGUUCCAAAGUCAUUAAUUCUUUAUAAGCAAGCUCUUAUGCAAACUCGAUGGAGAAUGAUGUGUGAAGGUUGUGCCUGCUGCUCAUAACUGCGUUGUGUCACUUGGGGGUUGAUGGUAAAGAUGCUCUGCACCAGGGAGAUAUUUUGUUUCUUUUGGAGACUUAAAAAUCUUUUGUGUAUGAGCUGCAGUUCCUUUUCUGAUCCUUGUUUUUAACAUUAUUGUUUCAGUCUCUUGAAAUGACAUAUUGGGUGGCUUCUUGUAGGGAAAUCUGACAGUGUAGUAGCCAGCAAGCUGGUCUCCCUGUGUGCAGGGAGAUGGUAGCAUCCAUGGAUCUGUUUUUUAUUUUGUGUCUUCCAUCUGGGCUGCUUCUGUCCAAUAUGCUCUACUCAAAUGUAACAGCCUGGUUGUAGUCUCACUUGUAGCCAACUCAGCCUUCCACUUAGGUUUAGGUUUCUCCUGCCUUAGAGAAAAGUAGUCCUGUGAAGGGUUAAUUUGUAUAUUAGCCUUUUAAAUUUGUAAGUUGGAGUUGUUGGGUUGAAUGCCACAUAGCGCUGAAGGAUUUCUUUGAAAGGCUGUGAUGGUGUUGUCUUCAACUUUGUGUUCAAGGUGAAAUGGAUUUCUGAUUUAGAAUAUGAAAAUUCACAUCAACUCAGUAAUGUUCUUUAUAAGCCUUGUGGACCAGUUUAGAAUAGAGAAUAUCCUGAGCAAUUUUCAAUAAAAAUCACCAUCAGGAAAUGUCAGUGCAUAAUUAUAAGCAUUUGGAUGCUCUGUUUUCCUUGGAGAAACUUGGCAUGAAGACCACUGCAUGUAGGAGAGAAUAGCUGCAUAAGUAUCUUUGGUUUUGGCAUAGAACUGAUUACUAUCUAAUGACAUUUAACAGCAUUUUUAGUUUUAUAUUUGGUAUGUGGCAUCUCUCUUAAUAGUGAUAUGUCUGACACUAGACUAAAUGGGACCACCACUGUAUCUUGUCAUUGUUCCUUACCUUGUUCUUGAAAGUCAGACUUGUUUUUGUUGCUGAGUAUUGAUGGGUUUUGUUCUUAUGUGAUGAAGUUUCUAGUUGAAGGUAAAAUAGCCACAAUACUUCUAUUGUCUUUAUGAUUUUGAUUUUGUUUCUUUUAAAGUUUGGUUAGCAGUUGUGGUUUGUCAACUUGGAGUUCAGGUAUGGCAUCUGGCUCACCCCUUGCUUUAUCUGUCAGAUCAGUUUCUCAGAUUGGGUGAGAAUAACUGGGGUUUUCCUGCAGUUUUGCUCUCAGUGGAGGGAGGACCCCAAAUGACGCUGGGGAAAACUUUUCUCUGAGCAUACUCAGCUUUGCAUUUUUAAAGGUGAUAAAGGCUGGAUUUUACUAGAAAAUAAGAAAGUUUAGAAAUUGCUGUACCGUGGUGCUCCAUCUGACGACAGAAGCUUUGCAGAGCAGCUGUGGGGUCUGUGCUGUGUUUCCCCAGCAUGGCUGGUCUGGGGAUCCAGAUCUCAGGAUCUGCAGACCCUGAGUGCCUGGUACCCUCCCUGUUAUUCCCUGUUCAUUCUGUUACAGAACUCAGGUAAUGCUGAGCCUGGCUGGUCCCAGCCUGGGUCCGGGGCCGGCCAGACUGUUUGCAUGAAGUUGUGCCUGAGCACAGACAGGUCUGUCGGGGUGGAACUCCUUCACUCUUCAAACUGGAUGCACUGACCACUAAUAAAUGAGAGUGGACUGUUCAAAAUUACCCUUGCUUAGGAGAGAAAUUUUGGUAGGAGGAGUCAAAUCCCUCCCCUCUUCCCACUUGCAGCUUCCAGUUUGGUGUUAAACCUCAAGCAAAAAGACAAAAGAAAUACUGAAAGUGGCAUUUCCAUGAUAUUUUUUUUAACCUCAUCUGUGGACUUAAUGCAUUAUUCUGAAGGUCGUUUAAUCAGAAGUCUUUUUCUUGUGAAAGGUGUGGUAGUACCUUAUGUUUUAAAUAGGCUUAAUCUACUUGGUUUAACCUGCGAUGCUGUUUUGAAUAACUGAGGGAAGAAAAAGUGGUAUUUUUUAUGGUUUUUUUAAUCACCUUUUGCAGAAUGAGAAAAAUACAUAUGCACCUUCAUGGGUUUUGCAAAUGGGAUACUCCACCUGGCUUCCAGGUCACUGUCAGCUGAGGAAAUCACAGCCAGGUCCAUGUUAGGUUUGGGAGGUGAUGUCUGCCAGGAAUCUAGAUUUGAGACUAGAUUGAGGUUAUGUUUAGUGAGCAAAAUCCUAAAUGUGUUUGGGAAAUUUUACUGUGGGAUAUUAGCUAUUUUGUCCUUUCUGUGUCUAUGAGGAGAUUCAGUCCCCCAGACUGACCUUCUUGGGGUUGGUAUCCACACCUUUUCACCACCAGGGAUUUUUGGGUCGCAGACCUUCCCAGACUUCCCCACCCCUUGCCCAAAUGAGAUGUCAGGAAGGAAGGGAGGAGUGUGGUAUGAAUCAUCUCAGUUCAGACGGUUGAAAGGAACUUAAUUUGUGUGAGUCCAUAGCAAAGGGGGCUUCCCCCUUCCCCAGCAGUGCCGUCAGCCCUGCUUGUGAUGCGGAUCAUGCUCUGCCCGGCUCUGCAGAGUGUGUGAGCGAGACAGAGCUGCAGGAGAGAGCUGUAAUUUAUAAACGUAUUAUAAACCAUAUAAAUCUGAAUCAUUUUAAAUAGAAGAUGACCUUUCCCUGCUUAACACAGUAGCUGAAAAAAAGAGUCGGGGUAGUGUGAAAGCAGUGGAGAAAUUCAAUCCAUGGUGCCUUUUUAUUGUUCCUCCUGUGUUGCUGGUGCUAUAUUUAGAAGCUUACAUCACUUAAGGAAUGAUGACAGACUCUGCCCUCCCCCUCCCGCUCUCCCCCUGCUCUCCCUCGCUCCUUCCCUUAGGAUGGAUCAUGUUUUCAUACUACUUAUGAGUCCUACAGAUCUUGGGGUAGGAUUUUUCUACAGCCUCUUUGUGAGCGCUACCGUGGAUAGGGACAUGUGUAAGGAUGCGAUGGCACCACGGAAUGUCGCCCUGAAGGGCAGCAGGAGCUUGUGGUGCUGCUUUCCCUGCCUCCCCUUCCUAAAGAGUCAGGAACAGGGUGGAGGUUGUAUGUUUUUUCCUUUUUUCCUGAGAAGCCCUAGUGAGGGGCUGACCAUGCCACGACAAUACAAUGAGUUGUUCUUGGUGUUUAAGUUCAGAGGUGGGGAGAACUUCUGAGCAGCAUGGCAGUGACACUGAAUCCAGUGAGCUGUGCCAGCAUGGCAGGGUCUGCAGCAGGCUGUGCCUUCUGCACCCUCGCUCCCCAUUGCCUGUCUGUCCAGAAAGAUGUAAAGUACUCAAAUCUGUGGAAAUAACCUCUUGAUGCAGGUGCCCUUAAUGCUAAAAUAUUUCUGCAUUAUGCUGCUGUGUUUGGCAAUUUCCACUCAGAAAACUCUAUUAAAAUGAAUUAUUUUAGCCUGAAACAUCUUUGCCUGAGUGUGUGCAGUGACAGAUCUCCUUCUGAGCAGCGGUUGCCUUCCCAGCCCCCGCCAUGGGCUUGGAGUCAGGAUGAGACCAGAGCUGCUGCACUGGAAAUGGUGGGGCCACUGAAGGUGCCUGCUCGUGUCCGAGCCCUGCAGGAAGCUGUGUGGCAGGGACAGUGUGCCAGCGGCCGCCUGCCUCUGAGGACAAAAGGACAGAAGUCCUUAAGCCCAGCUCGAAGCCCCAGGCCCCUCGGCCGGCAGCUCCUGCCUGGUCAGCCAGGGCCGUGAUGGCUUUGAGACUGUCCCCGUCCUCCCCGCUGGAAUUGCACAAUGGGCUUUUCUUCCUCUGAUUGAUCAGGAAAAAGUCCUGCUGCUUGUGGGGUACCUCUGCCAGCAGCUGCCGGUGCUUCCCGCCUGUGCAGGGCUUGCAUUUGUGGUGUCCUUAAAAAAGGGAAGGCUCUAAUCCUGCCUAACUGAAUGUGCAUUUAAAUUAUGAAAGGCUUUACUAUCCUUUUAAAAACAUCUCAUUUUUCAGUGACUUACUCUUGUUAGACAAUUAGAACGUGCAGAUUUGGUUAACAGUCUGGAGGAUUCAGGUAGCAUUAUGGGAGGAUAAAGGGAAUGAUGCAGAGAAAUCUAUGGAGUGGUAUUUCAGCAUGGAAAUAAAUCAGUGUUAAGGAACAAAGACUCCCUUUACUACAGAGAUUGUAUACAGAUUUUUCCUUAAGAUCUUCCAAAAACUUGGAUUCUGGCUUAAAAUGUGACUGGUGAUUCUGUUUGUGAUUCUGCUCAAUGCUGCAGCUCUUCUCAAGUAUUUCAGUUGUGAUCACUACCAAGGCUUUGUAUCAGAUUUUUUCUUCAUCUCAGAUUUGCUCUAGUUUUUGAGAUUUGUCAUUAAACAGACGAUUUAUAAAAAACUUACAUAUCCAUGCUGCUGGGAGCUGGAGCUGCAGGGAGAGGCAUGUUUAAAAAUAAAUAAAUAAUAAAUGGAAGCAGAACGGAGUGGGGGGAUGCCCCAAAAGCCGGGGUGUGGAAGUAGGUCAGGUUUUCCCCCCACCCGGGGCUGGGUGGGCAGGGCUGCGCAGCGUGGGCUGCAGCCCCCCGGGACCCCUGCUGCCGCCGUGCUCAUUGGCAGCGCGGCCACAGGGAUGAUGUCAUCUGCACUUAAAGGCAAAACCAGGAGGAAAUAGAAUUUCGUUCCCAUUAUUGAGCUGGUGUUUACAGUAGUUGUAAAAUACGGCAUCUGCGCCAAAAUCUCUGCUGGAUCGGGUUUGCUGCACAAUGCAGCAGGAUGAGUCUGGGAGGUGGAGAUCUGCCCGGAGAGCUAUCAGGGGCACGCAGGCAGGGAGAGGGUUCUUUCAGCUGCAUGGGUUCUUUUCUCCUUGAUAUAAAUUGUGAUUAUGCUAGCCAUAAUGCAGGUAACACCACAUGGAAGUGUUUGGGUGCUCAUUGCUGCUGAGGAUUUAUCACUGUAGCAUUACAGACAUUUAAGAUGCUUCUAAAUACAAUUUUAUGAAUAAUUAGAAAAGAGGUAAUACAGUCGUGUGUAAGAUGAAGCUCACAUAUCCAGUCUAUUGUUUAGUAUUGAAAAAGCAGUAAAAGAAACAGCUAUUUGUGUAGCUGUGCAGUGCUUUGUAAAAAUUUAAAGUAGUUAAAAUGCUUUCAGCUUUUAGAAAUCAAAUAGACUUCAUGUUUGCAAAUAUUGCAAGCGCAGGAUUGAAGUUCAGAUUGUCCUUUAUGUUUAAAUACAAAUUAAACUCAGUAAUAUUUAUGGACCUGGUUGCAUUUAUGAUUUUUGUUGUUUGAUAAGAGGUUGAGUAAUUCAGACAUUGAUGCCAAUUUUUUCCUUUUAGGAUAGUUUAGGAAGGCAGCUGGGGAAGGUCUUUCUGGGUUAAGGUGCAACUCCUAUCCUAAGUGUUUGACUUGGUGAUCCUUGUAUGUCUCUUUCAACUCCAGAUAUUCUAUGUUUCUGUGAUAAUUUGGGUUAUAUACCGGGAAGAAUUCAGCUCCUGGAUGACUGCUUAGGAGUUGUUGGUGUGAGAUGGAGAGUGGUGCCCUGUUUGGUACAACUUGGCUUCAAAGAUUUGAGAAUCUCCUUCUGUGUGUCCCUUGGCACAGGAGAUGAAAAGAGCUUUCUCUGGAGUGCUCAAGCUGCCUGAUUCAAUAUUCAAAAAUAAGCAAGCUGACAAGACAAAAAAGGCGUUUUUGGCCCUCACUACCAGCGGGCCCCCCUUGGCAGCUCCAUUUGUGCACAGGAGGUACAGCCAUUGUGGGCUACUUUUGAUUUGGAGAAUUGCCCUCAAGUCUGAUGUGGCGUCAAAAAUUCUUUCCAAAAAGAGGAAAACAGUAACAGUGACUGUCCCUUCUUGCAGAUGAAGAAAAUCAUCCCGAGACCAAAAUAAAGGCUUUAACAGAACCUGCACCCUCUGUCCCCUUGCCUGUCUCCUCCCUCCUUCCCUCCCUUGCGCAGCAGCAGAAGUCAUUUACCUUCUAGGAACCGAAAGCGUCACGGCAGGCCCGGCUCAAAGGUGUGGGAUCUCAGAGAUCCUUCCUUGGAGCAUCUCUCCAGCAUACUGGGCUGCCAUCCAAGACUUUAAGCUCCUUUCAAAUAUAUCAGUUUUUACUUGCAAAAAGAGAUUAUAGAACUAAAUUGACGACUGCAGAAUUAAAGCAAAUUGGGUUGGAAACAGAACUGGUCUUGACUGAGCAGGGAAAAAAACCCCACCCUCCAAAACUUUUAAAAAGUGUUCCGAAACCGUGAAAACUAUGAGAAUUAUAAACCUCACUUUUUAAUAAGAAAUUGACUUCUAAUUCUGGAUAAAAUCUCUGUAUUGUGUAGGAUGAGAUAAAAGUGUUAGAGAGUCUAGAGACUCUUUUAUGUGACACGUACAUAAAAGCAAAAUUUUUUUAUUGUGAGCCGAUGAUGCAUGUGUCUGUGUGCAUGUGAAUGGCUGCAGAUAUUUAUUUUACUUUUUUAAAAAUCUGAAUGCAGAGAUGAAAAUUAAUCCACCUAAAUGCUGCUGAAAGUGUUAGUAGAUACAUGUGAUUAAUUAAAAAAAUAAUUAUUUAGAAAAAGGAGAAUAGUCAGAGUUCCAGCACAUCCCUGAAUAGAUAUAAAAUUACAUAAAAGCUGAUGUGCAGCAGGGUGUUUGCUGAGCAGUUGUACUGAUAUGUGUGUUUAUAUUAGGUCAAUAAAGAUGCUCUGUUGGCUGCAUCUGCAGAUCCAGUAGCCAAUUGAUCUAAUGCAGUUUCUAAAGGCUUUCUAUACAGGUGAUGUCAUCCUUUUAGCUCCGUUCCCCUCCCACUCUCUUUCCUCCUUAUUAGAUAUUUCAUCUUGCUGCGGAGCAUCCAAUCGAUGGGAGCUUCUCCUGAGGGAGCUGCUGAGAAGCAAGCAAAGAUAGUAGGAAUUAGGACUCCAGCAGUCAGCCUUGCUGUAGCUAUGGACGUCCUGUUUUGUUUGGCAUUACAGAAAUGUUUUAAUUGGAAAAGCUAGGCGUGGAUUAGUCGUGCUAUCUGACUGAUGCAUUAGAAUACUAAGCGACACUGCAGAGUUGUAAACGGCAUUAAAAAAAAAGAAGGAGGGGGGGCAAAAAAGAAAAGGGUUUGUAUUGCAGAGGCUUUUAGUACAUUCCACAGUGCAAACCUGUUAGAGCAUAUAUCCUGGAGCUACGCUACGGAUGUGAAUUCAAUUCCUGCAUUUAUGAUGGACAUGAGUAUAAAGAAGAAACUUUAAUAUCCCAGGGUGUGGGAUUCCUGGAUCGCCUAAGAUGCUGAAGAACCUUUGCAAAAUUUCAUCUACAGUAUUAGUAUGAAGUUUCUGAAAAGUGGACCCGAAGAUAAGCCACUUGUAAAUGCAUUUUAGAAGAGAAAAAAGAAAUUUGAAGAAUUCAUACCUUGCUUUUUAAUGUAUUGUUGCUUUAACCUGCAGUUCUAAUCCGUUUCUGAAUUAAUUCAAUUUAAGCAUCACUUUUUGGGUGCGUGCCUCUUGCCUGGAGGAACGUAUGGAUAUUUGUAUUUGAGAAGCUAGGAAACAUUUUGAUUUGAAUUUAUGUGCUUGUUAAAACUGGAACAUUUUUAUAGGAAUUGCUGCUGCUGCUGCUGCUAACUCCCUGCAAUACUGAAAACUCCUCAGAUCUAGUGGAAGCUGUAAUCGAAUUCAGUGUGAAAUCCAAGCCUGAGAAGUUGCAUAUAUGUACAUUGCUGCUUUAUGAUUUUUAAAGAGAAAGCAGAAGGGAUUUUUCUCAUUUUUUCCCCCUGUGGCUUUUAUUUGAGAAAGGAAACUUUUUUUCCUCAGCCUAAGAAAUGGCUUUUCUUGUUCGAUGUUACGCCAACUGCCUGCAGCCCUGGGCCUCCAAACUUCCAGCUGACCUCACCAAGAUGCAUCUCACAGACAAUCCUCAUCCCCAGGUGACGCACGUCCCUUCGAGCCAGUCAGGGUGCAGCAUUGCCAGUGACUCUGGGAGCAGCAGCCUGUCUGAUAUUUAUCAGGCUACAGAAAGUGAGAUGGGAGAUGUUGAUUUAACGGGUCUCCCGGAAGCACCUGUAGACUCUGAAGAUGAAGAAGAGGAGGAGGAUGAAGAUAUUGACAGAACUUCUGAUCCACUUCUAGGGCGAGAUGUUGUCCGAGAGUGCCUUGAGAAAGAGCCUGCAGAUAAAACUGAUGAUGACAUCGAACAAUUAUUGGAAUUCAUGCAUCAGCUCCCUGCCUUUGCGAACAUGACCAUGUCUGUGAGGAGAGAACUGUGCUCAGUGAUGAUAUUUGAAGUCGUAGAGCAAGCAGGAGCCAUCAUACUUGAAGACGGCCAGGAACUUGAUUCUUGGUAUGUUAUUUUAAAUGGCACAGUAGAAAUCAGCUAUCCUGAUGGGAAGAGUGAGAGUCUCUGUAUGGGAAAUAGUUUUGGGAUUACUCCCUCACUGGACAAACAGUACAUGAAUGGAGUGGUCAGAACCAAAGUAGAUGAUUGUCAGUUUGUGUGUAUAGCCCAGCAAGACUACUGGAGGAUUCUGAACCAUGUAGAAAAAAACACUCACAAAGUGGAGGAGGAGGGAGAAAUUGUGAUGGUAAAGGAGCACAGGGAGCUGGAUCGCAGUGGAACCAGGAAAGGACACAUAGUUAUCAAGGCAACACCUGAGAGACUCAUCAUGCACUUAAUAGAGGAACAUUCUAUUGUGGAUCCAACCUACAUCGAAGAUUUUCUUUUAACAUACAGAACAUUUCUAACAAGUCCCUUGGAAGUUGGAAAUAAACUCUUGGAAUGGUUCACAGUGGACAGCCUCAGGGAUAAGGUUACCAGAGUAGUGUUACUGUGGGUGAACAAUCAUUUUAAUGACUUUGAAGGGGAUCCUGCCAUGACUCGAUUCCUGGAAGAAUUUGAAAAGAACUUGGAAGAUACGAAAAUGAAAGGCCAUCUCAGAUUGCUGAAUAUUGCCUGUGCUGCCAAAGCAAAAUGGAGACAAAUCACCCUGCAAAAACCUUCCAGAGAUUCUCCCCUGUUUUUCAGCCUUCUUGGAGGCAGUGACAAAGGGUUUGGUAUUUUUGUAGAGACUGUGGAGGUAGGCAGCAAAGCAGCAGAAGCUGGACUUAAGCGUGGUGAUCAGAUAAUGGAAGUAAAUGGACAGAAUUUUGAGAACAUUACCUUUGUAAAAGCUCUGGAAAUCUUAAAGAAUAACACACAUCUCUCAAUUACUGUAAAAACAAACAUUUUUGUGUUUAAGGAGCUGCUCUGCAGGAUAGGACAGGAGAAGAAUGGAAUUCCACAUAUUCCAAAAAUUGCAGAAAAGAAAAACAACCGUUAUUCUAUCCCAGAUAUGCCUGGAGAUGUGGAACAGAUGUUUCCCCGUGAAAAAGGAAACAAGAAAAUGAAAGCAAACACUGUAUCUGGUGGAAGAAAUAGAAUCAGGAAAAUUUUAGACAAGACCCGUUUCAGCAUCUUGCCUCCAAAACUGUUCAGCGAUGGCAGCGUGAGCCAGUCACAGGAUGACAGCAUCGUGGGGACACGGCAGUGCCGGCACAGCCUGGCCAUCAUGCCCAUUCCAGGCACCCUUUCAUCUAGUAGCCCUGACCUGCUGCAGCCCACAACCAGCAUUCUGGAUUUCUCUAACCCUUCAGCUGUUGGGUUUUACUAUAUUCCAGAUCAAGUGAUACGAGUUUUCAAAGCAGAUCAGCAGAGCUGUUACAUCAUCAUCAGCAAAGACACUACAGCAAAGGAGGUGGUGAGUCAUGCUGUCCAUGAGUUCAACCUGACAGGAGCCCCUGAGACCUAUUCCCUGUGUGAGGUGUCCGUCAGCCCCGAGGGCGUCAUCAAACAGCGGCGCCUCCCGGAUCAGUUCUCCAAGCUGGCCGACAGGAUCCAGCUCAAUGGACGGUAUUAUCUGAAAAACAAUAUGGAAACAGAAACCUUAUGCUCAGAUGAGGAUGCUCAAGAGCUACUCCGAGAGAGCCAAAUUUCCCUGCUGCAGCUGAGCACCAUUGAGGUGGCCACUCAGCUUUCCAUGCGGGACUUUGAAUUAUUCCGCAACAUCGAGCCGACGGAGUACAUCGAUGACCUUUACAAGCUGGACUCCAAAACAGGGAAUGCUCACCUGAAACAGUUUGAGGAUGUCAUAAAUCAAGAGACCUUCUGGGUUGCCAUGGAAAUUUUAGCAGAACCCAACCAGCUCAAAAGAAUGAAGAUUAUUAAGCAUUUCAUUAAAAUUGCUCUCCACUGUCGAGAAUGCAAGAACUUCAAUUCCAUGUUUGCGGUGAUAAGUGGGUUAAAUCUUGCUCCCGUAGCUCGUCUCAGAGGCACUUGGGAAAAGUUACCCAGCAAGUAUGAAAAGCACCUCAGAGACCUUCAAGAUCUUUUUGAUCCAUCUCGAAACAUGGCAAAAUAUCGCAACAUCCUCAGCAGCCAGAGCAUGCAGCCUCCAAUUAUCCCACUUUUCCCUGUUGUCAAGAAAGAUAUCACAUUUCUGCAUGAAGGCAAUGAUUCUAAAGUGGAUGGCCUGGUAAAUUUUGAGAAGCUCCGGAUGAUUGCCAAAGAAAUCCGCCAAGUUGUCCGAAUGACCUCUGCAAACAUGGAUCCAGCUGUGAUGUUCAGACAAAGGAAGAAGAGGUGGAGAAGUUUGGGGUCUCUGAGCCAGGGCAGCAUGAACUCGAACAUGCUGGACGUGCAGGGAGGUGCUCACAAGAAGCGUGCCCGCCGCAGCUCGCUGCUGAAUGCCAAGAAGCUCUAUGAGGAUGCCCAGAUGGCCAGGAAGGUGAAGCAGUACCUGUCCAACCUCAGUGUGGAGACAGACGAAGAGAAGAUCCAGAUAUUGUCACUUCAGUGUGAGCCUGCAUACAGCACUUUGACAAAGAAUUUAAGUGAGAGAAGAGGAGGAAAAUCCUCCGAAAUGUCUCCAGUGCCCAUGAGAUCAAUUGGCCAAACCACAAAAGCCCAUCAGCAUCAACAAAACAGAAUGAGUCAAGUUCUUCAGGUCCCAACUGUGAAUUUGUACCCCAGCAGGAAAAAGGGACUGACAAAGGAUCAUGUCACAUUCAGUACAGGCUCUCCACAGAAGUCAUUAAGCUUGUCUGAGGAAGUAAGUAGUAAGAAACAAACAGAUGACACUACGUCCAUGGCAUCUUCUUUGCACUCCAGCCCACCUGCUUCUCCUCAGGGCUCCCCACGCAAAGUUGGCAACAUCCAAAGGUCGGAUAACUGCAGUCAGAUGAAUCUCUCUGGCUCUUCCUCAUCGCUGGCCAGUGAAACCAGCAACAAGAACAGUGGACAGCGCAGCUAUGGAAUAGGCUAUGCCCUCAUACCUUCCACUAAAUCCGACAACUUCUCAGACUCCAGUCACAGCGAGAUUUCAUCCCGCUCCAGCAUCGUCAGCAACUGCUCUGUGGACUCCAUGUCAGCAGCACUGCAGGACGAGAGGAGUUUGUCCCAGUCCCUCAUCGUGGUGGAGUCAGUCGGGACAGAGAGGAAGGAGCAUCCUCAGGCACUGACAGAUUACGGCCAGCCCUGCCCGGGCUGGUCCAUCACCAGGCCUGCUCUGAUCAGAGGGAUGGCAUUCACAUCUUCCAUGAGCAGCGAGGAGAUCUCCCAUGAGCACAUCACGGUAGAGGCAGCAGACAGCGGCCGGGGCAGCUGGACUUCAUGCUCAAGUAGUUCUCAUGACAAUUUCCAGAAUAUCCCAAACCAGAAGAGCUGGGAUCUGCUCAGUACUUACCGUCACACCCAGCUGGACGGACCUAUAGCUGAAGUGGAUCCCACAAACUGUUACUCUGAGGAGGGUUAUUUGUAUUCUGAAGCCUUUUCCAAAGCCAACAGGCAGUCGAAAGCCAGCGUGGAGCUCGAUCAGUCUCGGCAGAGCUGGGCAUCCUCCAGCUCCCUGUCAGACACUUACGAGACAAACUAUGGCACAAUUAAGCGGAGGGGGCUGGAGAACUCCUCGGCGGAGCAGACGGAGGCUUUGGACUCUAAAGCAGGUGCUGAUACAACUUACAAAACUGUUACUUCGAGUACAGAAAAAGGCCUGAUAGUGUACUGUGUCACCUCACCUAAGAAGGACGAUAGGUAUAGGGAGCCACCGCCCACCCCUCCGGGAUAUAUGGGGAUUUCUUUAGCGGACAUUAAAGAAGGAUCGCCCCACCACCCACACCUCAAACCUCCAGACUAUAGUGUGGCAGUGCAGAGGUCAAAGAUGCUGCACAGUGACCUCUCUAGACUUCCACCAGCUGCUCUGGGUAGCGACGUGGUGGCCUGUGUCUCCUCGAGGACGCCCCCGUGGCACGGCCGGCAGCCGUCCAGCCCCAGGGUAGCAGAGUUGCCUGGCGCAGAUAGUGAAGAGGAUGAAGAUGAACAAGUAUCAGCAGUUUAACCCUUGGGCUAUUUAUAUGAACCACUCACAACACAAAGGAUGUGGGAGAAGGUCUCAUGGUUCUGUUAGGACUGCUGACAACUUGCUGCUACUGACCUCAGACCUUGCCUGUGUCCCAGAUGAGAUGGAACGGGUUGGAUCACCUCUUCACACCUUCCUUCACUCUGCCACCACCACAUAAGCUAUUUCUACACAUGAAAUAGAAAAUUCUGUUCAAGGAAUGUGCUGACUGCCUGGUACCAACAUGGGUACCCAGAGAUGGACCAAGCUUCGUGCAUUGGGGAGGACCAGUUGCCACCACCACUUGAAACUUGGGAGCAUUUUUCUGUAUGAUACCAUAUAAUCCUUUGGUAGUUUCCAUUGUUGUUAUUUCUACAUGACCGUUAGAAGUCUGAGAGUGUUAUUUUAUGAACUUCAAAAAAAUUAUAUCAAAAUGUCAGCAAAAGCAAAGGAUGUUGCUGAAAUAUCUGAAAAUAAUUUAUUAAUUUAAUAUUUUUAAAUGGGAGUUUCCUUUACGUGCGUUGGGAGUGCUCUGGUUGGCUAAUAUAAAUGUUUAGUCAAUGUGACAGUAAAUUAGCUACACAUCAACUGUUGUGCUCUCCAAAUAAACUCAGAAAAGUAGAAACGGGUGCAGAAAUUUAUAGAUUUUAGAGUGGGUUUAGAUUUAAUAUGAAUAGAGUCCAAUGCCCUGCAGAGCAGUGUCUGUCAAGGCAGCACUCCUGCUGCUCCCCUCCCACAUGGACACAGCAGAAACCUGUCCAAGGAUUUUAGAGAUUGUUUUAGCUGUCAGCCAACUAAGGCAACAGUUGAUGCUCUCCUCCCCUGUUAAGGAAUGCCUGAAAUGUGGAAGCUGUAGCUUAAGGGGGGAGCAUUUGGGGAGAUCUGAAGCUUUCCCAAAAGAGUUUUAACCAGGUUUUGCCUUGCAGAGUUCAACAUGCAAAGCAUGUUCUAAAACUCAAAACUCCAGCUGUGUGUUGUGGUUUUUAAGAUCAUCUCACGUGUCCUGGCCUUUUCCCAGAGUUGCACAGGGUUUAGGUGCAAAGGUUAUCUUUGAAAAAAAUAAUGAAAGAAUUAGAAAUCACCUACAUUUCACAAUAAAAUUUGUGAAACUGAAUAAUAAAUGACACAGUGCUUAUAGAAGAGCAUAAUGCAUUUUAUGAUGGGUUAAAAAACCCUGUUGUGUUUAUCUGGAAAAUACAGAUAAUCUCAAACUAUUUUUUAAAAAAAUCCUAACUAAAAAUCCUGGUGUUGUUGAUGUCAAUGAGAAUUUUGGCUUACAGCCAGCCAGUAUUAACCCGUGAUCUUCUAGUUUGAUUAUGGUCAAAAGAAUUGCUUCUUUGAUUUUCCUUUUAGCCAGCCAGAGUGCAGAGGGGUAGAACUGGAAAUGCCUGCAGGUUCUUUUCUUUCUCCUCCUUUCCUUUCUUCCUUCUUCCUUUCCUUCUUCCCUUCCUUCCUUCCAUACAUGACACCCCAUUCUAGUGUUAAAAUCAGACAUGAAUGUGUGAAUAUGUAUUUAAACAUUUAAUUGUAAAUCUUUGUUGUGAUGUUUACAGCCUAAGCUAGAAAGAUGAUGUUUGUCAUUUUUACAGUGCCUCAAAACUGAUUUCUAUAUCCAUAGUUGUGGAGAGCUUUAAGAGUUUGUUUUUUUUUUUUAUCUAUAUGUGUGCAGGGGUGCAAGGUGAACGCAGCAUUUUUGGAAAAUGCCACAAGUACCAAAAACAACCCAAAGCCUUUGAUGUGCUUUCUCCAUAGUAGCUAGGGGGUGAUGCAGCCAGGUGGAUGAGAAUGGCCCAGCCUGCGUCUGCCUUCAGAGCAGUUCCAGGUCCAGCAUUGCCUGGAAUGUGCCUGUCACCAUUGGAAUUGGGAAGGUGUAAAUGAGCAGUGAUGCUGAGGAAGAGCAUGCCUAAUUUAUAACUCGCUGGUUGGCUGUAUGAAUUUUUGGCACAAGUAUCAGAGAAGCAAAUGGUUGAAAAAAUACAUUAAAAUCCACUUGAGUACGGUAUAAUACAUGCAUUUUGCUUUCUCAAGGCCUUAAUGCUUAUAAUGAAGCUGCACAGGCCUUAAUGACUAAAGAUUAAUGUGUCAAAGCAAUGCAGGACAGCGUGAGUGUUUUCAGCACAUGCAAUAUUGGUAAUAGAACUCUUGAACUGAUAUCCCUGUGGGAUGUAAAUCCAGGUCCUGCCAUCCCGUUGUCACCUGUAGUUGCUUGUUAACUUCUACAUGGAAACAACAGGCUUUGUGUUCCAUCAGGAAGCAUCUGUGUUGUGCCAGGUGAAUGAAACCUUACGGUUCCUUGGCCCUGGGGGGGAGCUGCAGCUUAUUUCAGCCUGUUGAAUAAAAUAUAGGGCAUGGGAGUUACUAAAGUGGUUUCCUUUUACCCCAAAACCCAGUAGUGCUGCCUUGGAGGAUGCAGGGAAGCCCCUGUGGGGGGCAGGGUCGGGGUCUCCUGGCAGUCAGCAAGAGCAGCUGAAUUAGUCACCCAUCCAAACGUGUUUGAUGGUGUUUGCACACGAACAGCAUCGUCUGUUCCACAGGGCUUGGCAGACACUGAAAAGUUCUGGAAUGAGUGAAAGUCUUACUAACAAUGUUUUCCUAAUAGCCAACACAGCUGGUGUACAUAAAUGAUGGACAGAUGAGCUACUCCUGCUACUCCUGCCUCUCACAGUGUGGCUUCUCUGCUGCUCCUUGCUGGGGUUUCUGUUUGUUUGUUUGUUUUUAACUCAACCGAUCACAUUGAUUGGGGCCAAUAGCCAAAUGUGGAGUGUCUGGUGUGGGUUUGAAGAGACAUUAUCCCUUUUUUUGGUAAUUCAGACAGAAGCAAUAUGGUGGUUAGUACCUCUUGUACACUGCUUUGUUGAAGUGAUGUCUUGUGGACCACAGAUCCCUGACUCAGUACCUCUGCUAGGUUCUUCUAGCUCGGGCUCUGAUGUUCAUAAACAGUUAAGGUGCCUCAUGUCAUGUUCUUCCACUGCCAUACCUGGGUUUGCUCGCUUGCUGCUCGUUGUUUGCUUCAGUCUUGUUGCUGAAAGAUGCAUUUCAGAUUUCUCUGAUUUAAGCACACAAUGUUCUGUUAUAAAUAUCAAACUUCCAAAUAAUUCCUGAGAAAGCAAUAUAGUUUGGUAAAAUUGAAUUGGCCUCUCCAGUUGCAGAAAGGGGAAGAUGAGAUCACUGAGCCUCUUGGCAUCAGGUUCAUCUCCCAAGUACACGAAAGAAUGGAAAUACAAUGGCUGUGGAUGGUUGCAGUUCACGUUUUUGCAGUGUGGACAAAUUGUGAGUUUGCCAACAAUGGGCAGUGUGGGGCUUUCCUGGCUCUUUCCUUUUGCCUUUACUCAGGUUUGUGGGUGUGGCCUCACCUUGAGUCCUGUGUGUGAUUUUUGGGCACCAUGAUAUGAAAAAGACAUUAAGCUAUUAGAGAGCAUCCCAAGGAGGCCACGAGGAUGGGGAAGAGUCUGGAGCAGGGGGAAAACCUUAUGAGGAGUGGCUGAGGGCACUUGGUCUGUUCAGCCUGGAGAAAAGGAGACUGAGGGGAGAGAGACCUUAUGGGAACCUACAACACCCUCCUGAGGGGCAGCACUGAUCUCUCCACUCUCAAGACCAGUGACAGGUCACAAGGGAAUGGCCUGAAGCUCUGUCAGGGGAGGUUUAGGUUGGGUAUUAGGAGAAGGUAUUUCACCCAGAACAGCUCCUCAGGGAAGUGGUCACAGCAGCAGCCUGGCAGAGCUCAAGAAGUAUUUGGACAAGGCUCUCAGCCACAGGGUGGGGUUGUUGGGGAUGGUGCUGUGCAGGGCCAGGAGCCAGACUUGGUGAGCCUGAUGGGUCCCUUGCAGCUCAGCAGGUCCUGUGAUGCCAGGUGAGUGAUGCUUCACUGGAAGGGGGUCAGAGCCCAUUGCUUGGGAUGGGGUGCACUCAGGGCUGUCUGCACCUGCCAGAGGCAGAGGGUGUCCCCAGGGGCUGAAUGUCCCAGUGAUGCCACUUGCACAGGGGCCUGUGGUGCAUCAGGUAUGUUCCAAAACCUCUUUCAUCAUGUCCUGAGUAAUUUUCCUGCAGGUAACAGUGGAAAUACAACCCUGUUAUUUAAGUUUUUAUAAAACAUCAAACUUUUUGAAGGAUAAACUUACCACUGCCUUUGCAAAAAGAAAAGAAAAAAGGGAUACUCUCUCUUUAGAAAAGCUUUACACAUUAUAUUUUAGAAUGCUUGUAUAGAGGGUAAUCUAUCUUGAAUUCCCAACCCAGCUUUUGCUUCUGUUGUGCUUUUUAUUGUUUUAUUUCUGAUAUACCUGGAAUGCAGUUUAGCUUGGUAUUAAUUAAAUUCUAAAUAUGUGAGCAUAUUGGCAAAACUGCACAGAUGUAAUGAUAUUCCAAUAGCAAUUGUACUGCACAAGUCAGUGAUUGUAAAGUAUUCUGUAACAAGCAAUGUUUGUCUCCUAUUUUUUGAUACCUCUUACACUUAUGUCUUUUAGAAAGACAGUGCCUCUGUAUGCUUUUUGUAUUUUUACUGAGUGAUUGUAAAUAUUUGUUAUAUUUUUGGUUAAGAGAAUGUUUAAAAGUACUGUUUAUUAUCCAAUCUAUUAAUAUGUUGGAAUCAAUAAACAAUCAACAUGUA
Motacilla alba alba is the source of this 26169-nucleotide messenger RNA. RefSeq names its product Rap guanine nucleotide exchange factor 6 (gene RAPGEF6). The transcript has 26 exons. Gene Ontology annotation, biological process: positive regulation of ERK1 and ERK2 cascade; small GTPase-mediated signal transduction. Bases 17022 to 21566 code for a protein of 1514 amino acids. NCBI's taxonomy places the organism in Eukaryota, Metazoa, Chordata, Aves, Passeriformes, Motacillidae. The record is from RefSeq and is a predicted model, not a curated record. Gene Ontology annotation, molecular function: guanyl-nucleotide exchange factor activity; protein binding.